Messenger RNA from Pedinophyceae sp. YPF-701, 792 nucleotides. Lineage: Eukaryota; Viridiplantae; Chlorophyta; Pedinophyceae. The record is from the annotation of a GenBank genome assembly.
AUGUCGGCAGAGGCCAGCCAGGAGGCCCUGGGGUCGGCCCCGUCGGCGGAGCACCCCAAGGACGAGUUCGUCGAGACGCAGGAGCCCGACCUGGCGCCGCUGCUCGAGCCCGAGAGGAAGCGGGGCGAACGCUACUACACCCCGGAAGAGGUGGCCCGGCACAACCACCCGGACGACUGCUGGGUGUCGAUCCGCGGGCGCGUCCUGAACGUCACGCGGCUGGUCCAGCUGCGCGACGGCCCGCUCGCGGAGCCGAUCCUGCGCGCGGCCGGCACGGACAUUUCGCACUGGUUUGACAAGCGGGGGCGCGUGCGGACGUUCGUGCACCCGGUGUCCAACCUGCGCGUGCCGUACCACCCGCAGGGGCGGUUCCUCGACGUGAACUCGGGGCACUUCCCGCGCACGGACUUCAACUGCGACGCCGCGCAGGACGCGCCGUGGUGGAUCGACCCCGAGUGGCACGUGGGCUUCCUCUCGGAGCGCCUCAUCCGCGUGCGCCUCAAGAACGUCCUCACGAGCCAGGAGCACGAGAUGUUCGUGCCCUGCGAGGAGACCCUCGCGCAGAUCCGCGAGCGCUACCUCCCCCGGAACUGGCACGCCGCCUCGUACCAGUGGAAGGCGCUGCUCACCCGCCACGGGCACGUGGACUUCUACCCGGUCGACAUGACGCAGACGCUCGAGGAGAACGGGGUGGUGGACGGCGCGCCGGAGUUCGACGCGCUGGACGUCCCGCGCGCCCUGCACUGCCCGGCCAUCCACCUGUACUGGGCGGACGACCUCACCGUGGCGUGA